Synchytrium microbalum is the source of this 1350-nucleotide messenger RNA. RefSeq lists its product as uncharacterized. The record is from RefSeq and is a predicted model, not a curated record. The transcript is spliced from 9 exons. Lineage: Eukaryota; Fungi; Chytridiomycota; Chytridiomycetes; Synchytriales; Synchytriaceae. Gene Ontology annotation, molecular function: hydrolase activity, acting on ester bonds. Gene Ontology annotation, biological process: phospholipid catabolic process. The coding region runs from base 1 to 1350 and encodes 449 amino acids.
AUGUUGGUCCAGGCUGCUGCCGCUGCCCUUGCCAUUGCUGCUUCUGUGACCGCUCAAGCCGUGGUUCCUCCUUUUACUGCUCCAGCUGCUGCACCAACUGCUGCAUCGUCGUUCUACACUGGUGCUAACAAUGGAACCCUGGUAAACGGACCAGUGGUCGCUGGGAAGGCUUUCGACCGAAUAAUAACGAUCUGGUUGGAAAACACCAACUUUGCAGUGGCUGCCAGCAAUGCCUACUUGAGCUCGUUGGCGUCUCAAGGAAUUCUUUUGGACAACUACCACGCCGUUACGCAUCCUAGCGAACCUAAUUACAUGUCAGUUGUUGGUGGUGACUAUUGGGGAUGUAUUGAUGACGCGUUUCAUGAGCUGGGACAAAAUGUCUCAACGGUGGUUGACCUUCUGGAAGCUAAGAAGAUCUCUUGGGCUGUCUACCAAGAGAACAUGCCAACUGAUGGAUUCACCGGCUUCAACUACUCAAACCCCACUGACAACUACACUUACUAUGUACGAAAACACAAUCCAGUCAUCUUUUACGACUCCGUUGCGCUCAAUCCUACCCGUGCUAGUCGCAUUCGUAACUUUAAUGAUUUCGCCGCGGACGUAAAUGCCAAUGUGAUCCCACAAUGGUCUUUCUUCACACCAAACAUGAAGAAUGAUGGUCACGACACCAAUAUAAAUUGGGUGGGCAAUUAUACCCAAUACUUCUUAGGCAGUCUAUUAACCAACCCCAACUUCAACGACAAUCGAACACUGAUCCUGUUAACGUUUGACGAGAACGAAGUAUACCCAUCUGACAACAAUAGAGUGUUUGCCGUUCUACUUGGUGGUGCCGUCACCAGUUCCGGUAUGGCCGGUACUGUUGAUAGCACCUUUUAUACCCACUACUCUACGCUGAGCACCGUGCAAAACAACUGGGGGUUGGGAUCGCUAGGCAGACACGAUACUGUACCAACACUUGCCAACGUGUUCAACUUUGUUGCCUCUCAGACCGGUUAUAGCAACAUCAAUGUUACCACUCAGCCGUCGCUAAACUCCUCUGCAUCAUACACUGGUCCUUUCAAUGUUAACUACUGGACUCCUGUAUUGGCUCCCAAUGUCAGCGCUGUAGGAGCAGGAGGUGGACCAGUCUUUGUCGACCCAUCUGUGAACUUGAAUUUAACUUCUGCUACUCCUGUUAACCUUACUGCAUUGGCCGCUGCUGCAUCGGGAGCUUCUGCCAACAAAACUGCCAUCAUUGCCGGCUCUGUAUCUGCAGUUGUCGUCGUUAUAUGUGCCAUUGCAUUCGUUGUCUGGGGUCGCCCAUCAUUGAAGAGACGGGCCGAGGCUCUGAAGAAACGCGCACAAAAGUAG